This is a messenger RNA of Ostreobium quekettii, 399 nucleotides long. NCBI's taxonomy places the organism in Eukaryota, Viridiplantae, Chlorophyta, Ulvophyceae, Bryopsidales, Ostreobiaceae. The record is from the annotation of a GenBank genome assembly.
AUGUGCAACAGCAGUCUGAGUGGCAGGGCUGUGUGGGCAUCAGCCAGGAUCGACGGCACUGAUGGGUGCUGCGGAAUCCAGGUGCUUAGGUUGUUAUUGGAGAUGAUGGAAUUCUGUACUCUGGGCACCAGAUGGUGCUCUAUGCGAUGCCUGGCUGUGGCUGGGGAAGGGAUACCAGGCGUUGUCGCCCAGGAUUGGUACAGUGGGAUGUCCUGUCCAUUCAAGAGACUCAGAGACUGCCCACCCCGGUGUCAGGAGACAGCUCAACAAGCUCAGGUGGAAUUCAGGUGUCCGCAGUGCAUCUCUGAUACAGGACAGCAUGGUGUGGCUGGCAAACGCAGACUCAGGAGGCGGGGUGGUGGAAGAAUGCAAGUGAAAGUCGAAGUUCAGUUGUUGUAG